Messenger RNA from Actinia tenebrosa (Australian red waratah sea anemone), 1244 nucleotides. RefSeq lists its product as uncharacterized. The record is from RefSeq and is a predicted model, not a curated record. Lineage: Eukaryota; Metazoa; Cnidaria; Anthozoa; Actiniaria; Actiniidae.
GACACUGUUGAAGGUUGAUCAGUAACCAGCGAACAGAGCAAGAAUAACUGAACCAAGUCUACUCGAUUCAUGCUGGAAAACCCAGACCAACAACCAAGACCCCAUGUAGUUCAGUAACAAGUCUGUUUUUGUAAUGUCAUGAAGAGUCAUGGUUUUGUUCUGUGUUUACUUGGUAGCUAUUGUUCUUCGUUACUUCGCCGUUUGCAUACUCGCAGACUCGACGUCUAACAUUACUACAACUGUGCUGCAUAGUACAAGCUACGUGUUUACACAUACUCAUACCCAAACACCAACCUUAUCAAUUUUACCGACGCCUUUGGGAGUCAUUUCAUCAUCAUCCACAAGCAGUCAUGCACCAAGAUUGACCGCCACACCUGCGUCAAGUAAAGAUACAAUCAGCUUGAGUAGUAUGUAUUCCUCAGUGAUCAGUAACGAUACAAACGUAAAAAGAAAACCUCCGAGAAUACCAGGUGGUGGUGCAGAGCUUUCCUCGUUUGGUAUUGUGAUGGUUGUAAUUGCUGGCAUUCUUGUAGCAGUCAUGAUUGUAUGCUUGCUGAUUAUAUGCUGUAGGGGCAGAGAACGAGGGCCUGAAAGAGCGCAUACUCCACAUCAUUCCAACGUCAAAAUGAAACCUUGGAAAACAGCAGACCUAAGCACAACAAAUGAGCUUUCUGAAGAUUCCAUAUACAACACGAACCAUCCAAAAAGUCAUCAUAAUUCAGGACUCGUAAAUACGAGUCCACAGUUGAGUCCCACGUCCAACAACAAUUCCUCGCUGAAUACGACUACAGAAUCAUUCCGGACACUACAAACAAACUCCCACGGGGACUUGGGGGAUUUUGGACGCAAAUUAUCCCUUGGGCGUCAAGCCUACGAACCACAGGUGUCCGUAGAAGAGGAUGCCGCUGUUCAUGAGCCUGCAUUAGAGGCUAAGGGAGAGUCAGCUGAUAUGAAAGUCCAUUACGUAUGACACUGAGGGAAUUCGCCAAAGAAUCGAAUCACCCAAGCAGCUCUCAGCACUACCUUACAAAACUAACAAUUUUGUUAGCACUGCUUCCAGCACUUAACGUGUAUGCUCAAUUUUGAGAAACAUUUCUAGUUUUCUUGGCCAAAUGCUGUAAAUACAAAUUACCAAUGUCAUUCUAUACUUUUAUUUUUUUACCAUUUACCAUUCAUAAUGUCCAUAUACUAAUAAAAUCAUACUCCAAGAAAUUUAUCUAAAAAAUAAAGUAUUGUCUAUUAUA